UGCCACUGAGACUGAACACUUUAGCAUUUCUGCAACUGCCAUGACGAGACUUGCUUGGGCCAUCCUGCUGCCUCUGGCCGCUGCGCAACAACCUACCAAAGACUGGUGUGCCACUGGGACAAAGCUUCCAGACUUCACAGAGGACGAAGGGCAGGCAAGCGUGGAGCUGGUGUAUGCACAGAGCCCCCUCUUCUCCACGAAUCCCAAGAUUGGCACCAAGCUGCGGUGGCUGAACCUGUAUCACACCGCGCUGGUUGUGGUGCAGAAGCUUCCAGGUGUCGAGCCCAAGAACUGGACCAUCGAGUUCGACUCGGUGACAAACGUGGCUGGCGCCGUUCUUCCAAAUAUCAGUGGAAUGAACCUCACCUGGAACAACGAUGCACGGUACUGCGUGACCGAGGGUAUCCUCUGGGGCGAGGCUCACUGGAGCAAAAUGUUCGAGGUCGCGGUGCGGCUGAGCGCGGCGCAAGCGCGGCAGAUCUUCACGGAAUUCAUCCCCUCGGUAAACAACACGGCCCACCACACGAAGCCCUUGUACCAGCUUUGGCGUGCACAAAGCCGGACAGACGAGACCCUCGUCAAGGACAUCACCUGCGGUGAUGGAGUGAAUUGGAUUUUGCACUAUGCCGCCACUGUGCUGCAAGUGAAGCCGGUCGCCGGCUUUGAGCUCAAGUUCACGUCCAUCGUUUUCCGCGCAGACAGGCUGGACCCAGUGGACAGCAGCGAGUGGACAGAGGUGGUCAAGUACUUCCAAAGCUUGGUCCAGUUCAUGGGCCCGCACCAGUCGGAGCUGCAGAGAUUCCUGGAGUUCCUGCACCUCAUGCCCAUCCACUACGUCUACGAUAGCAACGCUAAGGCCUACUUCCGGGUCGAGGGCAACCACUUCCCCUGGCUGGAGAUCCAGUACCAGCCCAUAGAUCUCGAAGGGCCGCCCUGGAACCACACCGAGCUUACAAGGCUGCCGGAGACUGUUAUCGUGUGAUGCAUUUUCGGCGAUGUAUAGUCAAUGCUUGGCGCUUGGCCAUUGCAUUUGCAUUCUCACCACCAUCUUGAUGAGUCGUCCAA
Messenger RNA from Effrenium voratum, 1065 nucleotides. The record is from the annotation of a GenBank genome assembly. Lineage: Eukaryota; Dinophyceae; Suessiales; Symbiodiniaceae.